Molecule: messenger RNA, 2208 nt
Organism: Tupaia belangeri chinensis (Chinese tree shrew)
Lineage: Eukaryota; Metazoa; Chordata; Mammalia; Scandentia; Tupaiidae
Gene: PSMD5
Product: proteasome 26S subunit, non-ATPase 5
Exons: 12
Coding region: 37-1554 (505 amino acids)
Biological process (GO): proteasome assembly
Cellular component (GO): cytosol
Source: RefSeq, a predicted model, not a curated record
CGGCCGGCGGCCGAGCCUCCGCGGGAGGGGGGCAAGAUGGCGGCGCAGGCGCUUGCUCUGCUGAGGGAGGUGGCGCGGCUGGAGGCGCCGCUGGAGGAGCUGCGCGCGUUGCAGUCGGUGCUGCAGGCCGUGCCGCUCAGCGAGCUUCGCGAGCAAGCGGCGGAGCUGCGCCUCGGCCCGCUCUUCUCCCUGCUCAACGACAACCACCGGGAACAGACAACUUUAUGUGUAUCCAUUCUGGAGAGAUUGCUCCAAGCUCUGGAGCCAGUUCACGUGGCCAGGAACCUCAGGGCUGACCUGCAGAGAGGACUGACUCACCCUGAUGAUUCUGUGAAAAUCCUCACUCUGUCCCAGGUUGGAAGAAUUGUUGAAAAUUCUGAUGCCGUUACUGAGAUUCUGAAUAAUUGUGAAUUACUGAAACAAAUUGUUUAUUGUAUUGGUGGAGAGAAUCUCUCUGUAGCUAAAGCGGCUAUCAAAUCCCUGUCAAGAAUAUCACUGACCCAAGCUGGACUGGAGGCUUUAUUUGAAAGCAAUCUGCUAGAUGAUUUGAAAAAUGUCAUGAAGACAAAUGACAUUGUUCGGUACAGGGUGUAUGAGCUCAUUGUGGAGAUUUCUUCUGUAUCACCAGAAUCUUUAAACUAUUGUACCACAAGUGGAUUGGUAACCCAGCUCCUGAGAGAGCUGACUGGUGAGGAUGUGCUGGUCAGGUGUGUGUGUAUCCACCGGGUCCUGACCUCACUGGCAUAUACUCAUCAUGGACGACAGUACCUCGCUCAAGAAGGAGUAAUUGACCAGAUUUCUAACAUAAUCGUUGGGGCCGAUUCAGACCCUUUCUCUAGCUUCUAUUUGCCAGGAUUCGUGAAGUUUUUUGGGAACUUGGCGAUCAUGGAUAGUCCUCAACAGAUCUGUGAGCGUUAUCCUGUCUUUGUGGAAAAAGUCUUUGAAAUGGCAGAGAGCCAGGACCCCACAAUGAUUGGUGUAGCAGUAGACACAAUUGGAAUUCUCGGAUCCAGUGUUGAAGGAAAGCAGGUUUUACAGAAAACAGGGACUCGCUUUGAACGCUUGCUCACGAGAAUAGGACAUCAAGCAAAAAAUGCCUCGACGGAGCUAAAAAUCAGAUGUUUGGAUGCAGUUUCAGCUCUCCUGUUGUUACCACCCGAGCAGCAGACUGAUGACCUCCUGAGGAUGACCGAAUCCUGGUUUUCCUCUCUGUCUCGGGACCCACUGGAGCUCUUCCGUGGCAUCAGUAAUCAGCCCUUCCCUGAACUGCAUUGUGCUGCCUUGAAAGUGUUCACGGCCAUCGCAAACCAACCCUGGGCUCAGAAACUCAUGUUUAACAGUCCAGGUUUUGUAGAAUAUGUGAUGGACCGGUCUGUGGAACAUGACAAAGCUUCAAAGGACGCCAAAUAUGAACUGGUAAAAGCACUUGCCAAUUCUAAGACAAUUGCAGAAAUCUUUGGGAACCCAAAUUAUUUGAGGCUCAGAACUUACCUGAGCGAAGGCCCAUACUAUGUGAAACCUGUUUCCACGACAGCAGUAGAAGGAGCUGAAUGAUUUCUUCUAGAAGCUUCAUAGAGAAGAGCCAUGUUUUGACCAGAACCUCUCCUAAGGUGUUUGCAUCCACUGAGUCUAUAUUUCACCAAAUACUUUCCUCCCACAUUUAUCGUGGAGCAUCUCAGCAGCCAAUGUUGUUUGGCUUCUCUGUUGAAAUUCAAAGUGGAGCCAGGAGUUUGGAAUACAUUAUAGCAGGCAAACUGGGCCCUAACGGUGUUUUUCAGAUUCCUUUGACCACUUUAGUCUUUGUAACAAGAUGAAAGUAUUGUUCGUCUCAGAAAUUUUCAUGCACAUACAGUCUUAUUUAAAAAUAUACUUCAGGGGCCAGCAGAUGGCGUGGUGGUUAAGGAUGCUGGGCUCCCAUAUGGCCGACCACUGUUUGAGUCCCGGACCUGGUGGCUUGCUUUCUCACUUUCUCUCUCUCUCUCUGUCCCUCUCUUCUCAAAUGUAAAUAAAUAAAUAAUGUUAAAUAUAAUUCUUCUAAAACAUAUAUAUAUAUACUUAAAAUUAAGUGGAACCAAAUUGUUUCGAAUUAUCGUCCCAUUUUUGGUUUUGUUUGUGUUAGUUUUCCUUUUUGUCCUUUUCCCCUUCUUCCACUGUUGAAGUCUGGGACAUAGUCUUCAAAUAAUUAGUAGUAGGGAAUCUUAAAAUUAU